Messenger RNA from Adineta ricciae, 867 nucleotides. NCBI's taxonomy places the organism in Eukaryota, Metazoa, Rotifera, Eurotatoria, Adinetida, Adinetidae. The record is from the annotation of a GenBank genome assembly.
AUGUUAUCAUCUAGUUUAAUAUAUAUAAUUCUAAAUCGCAAUGAAUUUAUAAGUGGAUCAUCAUUAAUUAAAUCGUUUGAAAACAGAUUAUUAAAACGAUCUCUAUCAUCUAUCAAUGAAACGAAGACUAACAAAGAAAUCAUUGAUCUACCAAGUUUUAUUCCAUUCACAUCAUUUCGAACUUAUCAUAUAGAUGAACUAACAUCACCUCUAACAAUAAAUGAAUUAAUUCAAGAGGCUAAAGAAACAAAUAAAUUUACCAUUUUUUGUGAUCAGGAUCAUUCAAUUCAAGGUAGUAUUCAAAUACAACUAAUUCAAAGCACUCAAUCAUAUAUGAUCUCAAUUAAAUCAUCUUUGGAUUUUUCAACACUUUUAUGCCAUCACAUUCAUCAAUUAUUUGUGGUUAUAUUUGAUCAUCAUCAUCAUACAAAUCGUAUUAUCAAUAUAUGGGGAAAUAUGGAUGAUAUUCUACGGAUAUUAAAUUCUUAUGAUAUGUUUUCUUAUAAUAUGAAUUAUUUGAUUGAUAUUAUUGAUGUACAACAACGUUUUAAACAAUGGUAUAAUAAAACGUUUGAUCAUAAUAUAGAUUGUAAACAAAUACUUGAUUAUCAUAAUAUUGAUGGUCCUCUAUGCUCAUGUUCUCAUCGACCAUUGAAAACAUUGAAUGAACAAUGGCGUCUAGAAUAUGCUAUUGCAUAUACUUUUUCACAAAAUCUAAAUGUAAAGAAUGAUGACAUUGAUGCUAAUAUUCAUAAAUGUCUUGCUAUUACAUCAUUAGCAUCAGUAAUUGAACAACAAUGGACUCGCAAACAAAUUAAAGGUUAUAUUUGGAAAUGUCGUCGGCAGCAUGUAUUUAUGAAAUUAUAA